AUUAUUGAACAUUACACUGGUGUAUAUCGAGCGAUAUCGUAUUAUAACGCGCAACGAUUUAUCGACAUAUAAUAAUGCAGCAACACCGGGUGGAAACGCAAAUACUCCACGAGGAGCAGAUCCUGGAAGCAAUAGAUCAGUUGCGUAGACGGAAGGCGCGACCAGACGCCGACCGUAUAUGCAACUAUUUGCUACGGAAGUUCUCCGUUGAUGCACGGGAUACUAUUGCCGAUCUUCAUAGGUUGAUCGAAGCGGAGAAGGUGAUUCAGGUGGACUACAAGGGUAACACCAGUUAUCGAAAUGCUUCGAAAUGGUCGCGGUUACAACUCUACAAAAAUCGACCGGAGGGUUUUGUAAAGGAGAAGUUAAACUCUGGGAUGGUGGCGGGUGCCGUGGCCGAACUUGUUGUCGAAGAGCCGGAUUACCUUGAUCAAGGUGUACCCGCAUAUAGAUUGGUCGAGCAGCUACUCGAUGGUGUUUCGAAUCCUACCUCCAGGCGUAUGGUCGAGGAUUUUCUUGGCAAAGAAGUAGCCAGCGGUAAUUUGACGCGUCUCUCUAACGGCAAUUACUCGCUGGUGGCGACGUCUGAUAUGACAACCACCGCCGAACCAACGCAUCGAGAAUCGUUCACUCUUGAGAAUGGGAACGCGCGACGCAAGGAAUUACAGACCGUAUCCUCGACUACGGGUGGUCUGUACGACUUCGACGAGACCGAGAACCUGACAAUAACGGACUCUCGGUCGAACACGCCGAGAUCCUCGCGUCAAGCUAGCCCGAAACAUGAUCCACAAAUCAGAAAGGAAGAAUGUUUCGAAAUAAUCGUCGGUAGAAAUGAAAACACUGCCUCGCCGGUGGAACACGAUUCCCUGAAGGAAUCGGAAUCACAUGAACCUUCGCAAACAUCUAUCGAGGAUGUGAAAGAAGAAUCAAAAAGUACAGACAGUCAAUCACAUAACCUCAAAAGAUCUUCGAAGGCUGAGCGUAAACAGCGUCUGCUUGUUCGAACAGAUGAUCCUAUGGACAUAGAGAUCAAGUUUGAGGAUUAUCGAAAAGAAAAUAAAGAGGAAACGAAUUCGCAAAAGGAAAAGAGAGACGAGGCUGGACAUCUCAGUGAAGAACGGGAGGACGACGACGCGGGAAGAAGUUCCACUAAUCCUUCGCCUACACCAUCAAACGUUAACGUUGGUGGAUUUCGUAGUGCUCGCAGAAAGAGAGCAAAAAAAGUAUUUGAUCCUUCUGACAAUAAUCUUGUAAAGCGGAAGCGUGGAAGACAGCCAGGUUCUCAGAAUAAGUCUUCUUUGUCUCAAGAGUCUCAAGACACUUCCAAAUCCUCUAUCAAGGAUGGACCCUGUAGACAAUGUAGUCUUUGUGCCAAAGAAAAGCAAGAAACUUUGGUAGCUUGCCGUGAUUGUACCGUAAGAGCACAUCCGAGUUGUAUUUAUAGUCCAGAAGAAAUGAUCCAGAAGGCAGGUAGUAACUGGCAGUGUGAACGUUGCAAGAGUUGUACAAUAUGUUGUGAAACUUCUGAUGCAGGUCCACUUGCAACAUGUUUCACAUGCGAUGAAGCUUAUCAUUAUUAUUGUCAUACACCACGGAUAAUAAUACCUAAAUCAAAUUCAAAAUGGCAAUGUAACGACUGUGUACAAAAGCAGUAUAAACCAAAUAUAAGCCAGAAUAUUAGUCUGGUUACUAGUAGACCCGACACACCAUCGAAUCCUCCUGUUUUACCUCCAGUUUUAAGUCCUCAAGUAUCUCCUGCUAGAGGUUCCUCUGAUCAAAUGGAGGAUGAUGGCCCAAGAGAUGGAAUUGAUCCAAAUAUACCCGAUGCUUCAGAUUGGACAUCUGAACAAGUGUACCAGUAUUUUGCAAGACUUUUUCCAAAGGAAGCUGAAGUGUUCAGGCAGCAGGACAUUGAUGGUCACUCUUUAUUAUUGAUGAAACGGUCUGAUGUUUUAAGCGGACUUGAUUUACUUUUAGGUCCAGCAUUGAAAAUAUAUAGGCACGUGUUAAAACUACAAGUGCGGAGGGAUGAUCCGAAACUUUACUGGCUGUAA
This is a messenger RNA of Dufourea novaeangliae, 2054 nucleotides long. RefSeq lists its product as uncharacterized. Gene Ontology annotation, molecular function: protein binding; DNA binding. Bases 75 to 2054 code for a protein of 659 amino acids. The transcript is spliced from 5 exons. The record is from RefSeq and is a predicted model, not a curated record. Lineage: Eukaryota; Metazoa; Arthropoda; Insecta; Hymenoptera; Halictidae.